This is a messenger RNA of Acomys russatus (golden spiny mouse), 1548 nucleotides long. RefSeq names its product zinc finger protein 641 (gene Znf641). Gene Ontology annotation, cellular component: nucleoplasm. The record is from RefSeq and is a predicted model, not a curated record. Gene Ontology annotation, molecular function: DNA-binding transcription repressor activity, RNA polymerase II-specific. Gene Ontology annotation, biological process: negative regulation of transcription by RNA polymerase II. NCBI's taxonomy places the organism in Eukaryota, Metazoa, Chordata, Mammalia, Rodentia, Muridae. Bases 44 to 1318 code for a protein of 424 amino acids. The transcript has 5 exons.
GAUACUGACUUGUUCCAGGUCACCGUUGGCGCUUGCUGCAGAAAUGCUUUCUGAGCAGACUGUAGCCCUGGGAGCAGGAUGGGAGUCGAUGCACGUACAGCUGGAUGGAGCAGAGCCGCACUCGGAGAGAGGAGCCCGGGAGGAGGGCCUGUGGAGAACGGCGCCAGGGCCACUGGAGCACCUUCACUGGGACCUUCAAGAGGAGCCACCGUCCCUUCAGGACAAGGCUCAGUCUGCUCCCUGGGUUCCUGCAACACCCCAAGAGGGGAGCACCGGAGACUGGGAAAUGGCCGCCGCACUUCUUGGAGCCGGAUCCCAGGGCCUGGUAACCAUCAAGGAUGUGUCAGUGUGCUUCUCUCAGGAGGAGUGGCGGAGCCUGGACCCCUCGCAGACAGAUUUUUACGGAGAAUAUGUCAUGCAGGAAAACUGUGGGAUCGUUGUGUCUCUGAGGUUUCCAAUCCCCAAGCUGGACAUGCUUUCUCAACUAGAGGGGGGAGAAGAACAGUGGGUCCCUGAUCCCCAGGACCCAGAAGGGAGGGACAUCCUGAAGGUCACAUACACAGGAGAUGGAAGUGAACAUGAGGGAGACACCCCUGAACUAGAGGCCGAACCUCCCAGAAUGGUUUCUGGUACGUCUGAGGACACUGCUCCCUGGAACCCAGGGCAGGACCAGAGUUGGGAGGCCACGCCCAGGAGCUCCAGAGGAACGCUCUUAGGCUCCCCCUUUUUUCAGGAAGACAGCUUCUCUCACCUUCUAUCUAGUCCAGAGAUGGGUUCUCUCUUAAAACCCCAUACCUGCCCUCAGUGUGGGAAACAGUUCGUGUGGGGCUCCCACCUCACCAGGCAUCAGCAAACACACACUGGCGAGAGGCCCUAUAGCUGCCUCAAGUGUGAGAAAAGCUUUGGGCGAAGGCAUCACCUCAUCAGGCACCAGAAAACCCAUCUACGUGACAAGCCAAGCAGGUGUUCUGAGUGCGGCAAGAAUUUUCGCUGCAGUGCCCAUCUGGCCAGCCACCAGAGAGUGCACGCGGAAGGCAAGGCCUGCAAGGGCCAAGAGGUUGGAGGGAGCCCUGGGUCUCCAAAGUGGCAGCAAGCCUCACCAGUGCCAAAGUGCCACGUGUGCACAGAAUGCGGGAAGAGCUUUGGCCGAAGGCACCACCUAGUGAGACACUGGCUGACCCAUACAGGAGAGAAGCCUUUCCAUUGCCCCCGCUGUGAGAAGAGCUUUGGCCGCAAACACCACCUGGACAGGCACUUGCUGACCCACCAGGGACAGAGUCCUGGAAGCAGCUGGGACAGAGGGACACCUGCCUUUUGAAAUCUGUUCUCUUCUGUAGCUGUGGUUGAAUCUGUCAGCCGGUGCUACCAGCAGCCACUGCCAGAGCUGCGCCUCUCCCUGUACCCUGAUGGUCAGAACAUCUUUCACUGGUUCUGUGAGACAGUGUAUGAAAACAGAGUUCUUUGGGCGAGACUUUUGGAAACAGUGCAAAGUACAUGUGAGGCUGUUCAGCUUGCCCCUACUCUCCAGGGUACAAUGGGACCAGCAGU